Messenger RNA from Haliotis rufescens (red abalone), 737 nucleotides. RefSeq lists its product as uncharacterized. Gene Ontology annotation, biological process: monoatomic anion transport; transmembrane transport. The transcript has 4 exons. The coding region runs from base 155 to 670 and encodes 171 amino acids. Lineage: Eukaryota; Metazoa; Mollusca; Gastropoda; Lepetellida; Haliotidae. Gene Ontology annotation, molecular function: transmembrane transporter activity. The record is from RefSeq and is a predicted model, not a curated record.
UGCAAGCACAAUGUCGUUCAAAGGUUACCGCGUAAAGGACGGACGCUACAUGAAUGAAUGGGAUUAUCAGCUCGUCGAGGAGCAUUGCAGUUUAUGUCUCUGAUCAUCUACUGAGAGUCGAAAUACAAAAUAAUUCACAGUACCUACACUCGAUAUGACAGGGAACGAUGCAGCUGUGGAGAAUAACGGUUUCUUUCAGAACGGUCACCUUAAACAUCAACCGCCAUCCGAAAUCAGUGGGGCACCUGAAAAUAAAGGCCGGAGCCUCUGUUCACAAAGAUUGCUGUUGGCAUUCGUUGGCCUGUUCGGAGGGGUGAUGUUAGAGUCGAACAGAGCAAUUCUCAGUGUGGCCAUCGUAUGCAUGGUCAACAACACCGACCUCAACACCAUCAACACUACGAAGACCACAUCACCAGUUUCAGAGCAUGCUGAAUUCUUCUGGUCGAAGAGCGAGCAAGCGGGUAUCCUCAGCGCCUCUUUCUAUGGCUAUAUGGUUACACAGAUUCCCGCGGGAAUUCUGGCCAGUAAAUAUGGCGGGAAGCACGUCGUGUUUAUCGGAAUGCUGAUUGGAUCAAUCACCACACUGCUUCUACCAAUCGGGGCCCGGACGUCCAUCUACCUGGUGUAUGUGCUGCGCGUGAUACUUGGCGCUUCACAGGUGACAAAAUGAAUGGUUGUGGCAGCUGAAAUUGUAAUGAUAGUUAAUGGAUCAUGGCGAAAUGUUAACUUUCUGCAAG